AUGGCGAGGAUCAAGGCUCAUGAGCUGCGGGGCAAGUCCAAGCAGGAGCUGCUGGCCCAGCUUAAGGACCUGAAGGCCGAGCUGGCGGCUCUGCGUGUGGCCAAGGUCACUGGCGGCGCGCCCAACAAGCUCUCGAAGAUCAAGGUGGUGCGCAAGAGCAUCGCGCGCGUGCUGACCGUGUACCGCGCCAACCUGCGGACCGCGCUCAAGAGCAAGAUCGACGAGGACGGCAAGAACAAGAAGGGGAAGAGCCUGCUGCCCCUGGACCUCCGCACAAAGAAGACCCGCGCCAUCCGGCGGGCCCUGACCAAGGAGCAGCAGUCCAAGCUGCUCGUGAAGGAGGCCAAGCGGGCCCAGGCCUUCCCCAGCCGCAAGUACGCCCUCAAGGCGUGA
Monoraphidium neglectum is the source of this 393-nucleotide messenger RNA. Its product is annotated as 60S ribosomal protein L35. The record is from RefSeq and is a predicted model, not a curated record. NCBI's taxonomy places the organism in Eukaryota, Viridiplantae, Chlorophyta, Chlorophyceae, Sphaeropleales, Selenastraceae. The transcript has 5 exons. Bases 1 to 393 code for a protein of 130 amino acids. Gene Ontology annotation, molecular function: structural constituent of ribosome; mRNA binding. Gene Ontology annotation, biological process: translation; maturation of LSU-rRNA from tricistronic rRNA transcript (SSU-rRNA, 5.8S rRNA, LSU-rRNA). Gene Ontology annotation, cellular component: cytosolic large ribosomal subunit; ribosome.